Molecule: messenger RNA, 591 nt
Organism: Mesorhabditis belari
Lineage: Eukaryota; Metazoa; Nematoda; Chromadorea; Rhabditida; Rhabditidae
Source: the annotation of a GenBank genome assembly
AUGUUGCUUGAGUGCUACGAUCGAGAUAUUUCGUAUGGAAUACUUGUGAAUGUCCAGGCCGGAUUCGAAGAUGUGCUGAUGUUGGGUCGAUUUGUCGAGAAGCUUUCAAGUGUUGCCGGCUAUCAACAGGUACGCGUUGACGAAGGCAAUUUUUCGGCAAUGAUGUCAGGGGGUUUGGAACACGAAGAUGACACUGGCGAAGAGGACUUUGACGAGUAUGACACCGACGAAGAAGACGUUGACGAAUCCAAGGAGUUUGGUUCGAAAUCGGAAGCGAAGAUGAAUGUGCAACGUCCUCGUCCAAUCUUGAUAGCAACUAUACGCCAAUUUAACCAGUUUCGGCACGGUCAUGGUUGCAGUCACAUCAUUCAUCAUCAUUCAAAAAGACGAUCUCAAAAGGAAAGCGUCAUAAGCAACCCAGCCGGUAGGAGCACCUACAUUUUUUCCGAUAUCAUUUUGGAGAGCCCGCCUCAGUCCGUCCUUCAAGCACAACAGCUUUUUGUGGCUGAUCAGGGUCGAGGCGCUGAGUUCAAGGUCUCUCGUCUGAUUGAUUCUCAUCUGAUCAAAACGACUAACAAAUUGAAGUGUUGU